Hylaeus volcanicus is the source of this 6274-nucleotide messenger RNA. RefSeq names its product E3 ubiquitin-protein ligase MIB1-like. Gene Ontology annotation, biological process: protein ubiquitination. Gene Ontology annotation, cellular component: cytoplasm. Gene Ontology annotation, molecular function: protein binding; ubiquitin-protein transferase activity. NCBI's taxonomy places the organism in Eukaryota, Metazoa, Arthropoda, Insecta, Hymenoptera, Colletidae. Bases 3508 to 4710 code for a protein of 400 amino acids. The transcript is spliced from 12 exons. The record is from RefSeq and is a predicted model, not a curated record.
CUUUUGUAAUUACUUGUAAUUUCUUGAAAAUUCAUUCAAGAAGAAUAUUAAUUAUGUCUGAUUGUGUAUUUUUUCACUAUUCAACUCCUUCGUGUUCAUGAUACCGUUUUCAAUAUAAGACUAGUUUCAGACAAUUUACAUUUCGAAUGAGGUUAUUUAUACUAAUUUAUAAGUAAAAAGAAUGUAUAUAUAAUAUUACAGGGUGCGGCAGAAAAUUUACCCUCUAAUUGUAAGUUGUAUUCGUCCUAACACGAAAGUACUUCAAGUUUGGAAUUUUUUCACAUUUCUGUUCGAUUCUCCAUUCACUCGGUAAUAUAUACGUUUAUUUACUAUAUUAAAAAAUUUAAUAAUUAUUGAUUAUUGAAAAAGACCAUAGAAUCUAAGGAACCAAAGAAAUUGCCAACUAAUUAAUUUAUAUAAAAUCAUUUAUGUACUCUAGUUAAAGAUAAUUCAUUAUGUUUACUGUAUCACUUCUAAAUUUCUAAACAAAUUUAUUUUUCCCAAUUUCAUUAUAUUUGAGACAUACUAGAAAUGUAUCAAAUUGCAUAAAAAUACGAAAAUUGAUUAAAAUUUAAAAGAAUCAUUAUCUUGUUCGUUCUACAUGCUUUGUAAUUCAAGUAUGAUAAGAAAUUUCUUGGCAGUCUUCCAUGGAAAUUACGAUUGCAACUAAAAAGUGAAAGUUAUUAAAAGUAAAAUUUAUUAAAAGUGAGAUUGAUGCUCAUAAGUUGAAAAAUCAAAUCGAAACCGCAGGUAGUCUGUACGAGAAUUAUUAUUUAAAAUAAUAAACCUUAUUGAGUUGAGUUUCUGAAUGUGUGAGUUAGGUAAAAAUGGCAACAAAAUGAAUUGAAAUAAAAUACGAGCUUAGAACAGAUGUUUCCGUUGUUCAAGAAACGAAGUUUACAGCACUUCGCAGGGAAUCUAGGUCAAAUAUGUAUUAUAAAAUUUGUUUCUCUUAUUGGAUCGUACCAAAAAUGUGCAAUUUGAAAGUACUAGAUAAUGUAAUACGUUUUCUUUGUGUUUAACAAUUGUUUUAAAUUCAUUUUAAUUACUUUUAUCAAUUAAAAAACAAAUUUUUUGAAUAUAAUUUCCAAAACUAUUUAUUACUUUCUCUGUUACGUUAUAUUAUUUUCUAUAUGUAUUUUAUACAUGUGCAUUAUGUAUCAAAUGUUUUAUGAGGUAAUAUAUAUCGCAGAUUAAAAAAUGCUUUGUAAAUCUUGUAAUACUUAAAUCAUUGAAUUGAAUCAUAAUUCAAUUUGAUAGAAAUAAAAAAUAAUAUUAAAGGUACUUAACAUUAAUAAUAGAUACUAUUAAAUACAAACAACAAUUUUUAUUCCUCUGACCGUUACCAUCAGGUUUUUAAAUUGAUAGUUGAAUGAUCAACUUCUGUCUUCUUUAUCGAAUUAAUAAAUUUGCAGCAUCUGGAUCUAAGGAUUUUGUCAUCUUAUUACAUGAUUGAAAAGCAGCAUAUGAAGUAAGUCUUCGUUUGUUGCAAUUCUAGACAUUUUUCUCGUACUCUUACUUCUAAAUCUUUUUAAAUCUUUGUGUUUGGUUCCCUGUGCUUCUGCAAAAAGUUGGCCGAUGGAAAGGAUCAGGAUAAUAUAAACAUUUCACGUCUACAAUGUAUACAGUUCGUUAGAAAACGUUCCGAUAAUUCUUGUUCUUGCCUAAUUAUGUAAAAAAAAGUAUUAUAUAUUAAGUGGACCGGAAAGUAAUGUCGUUUAUUUUUCAUUAAAUUCGAACAAAUUUUUAAUAAAUUCCUUUUUUUAAUCAAUUAUGUAAUCGUCCUCGUUAUCAACAGCCUUUCCCAAUUUAGUGUAAAAAUUUCGAAUGCCAGAUCGAUAAAAAUCAAUGAGCUAGUGAGUGGUAAACAAGUAUUUCAAAUUGAAAAAACGACAUUACUUUCCAGUCCACCUAAUAAAUAUUCCAAUUCGUGAAAAUGUGGAACCUUUUUGAACUCAAAAGAUAUUCCUUGUCAAACCUAGCAAACUUUGACGAUUCUUUCUAUUUGAUCGAUUAUUUUUUUAAUAAAAUUCAAACAAUCAUUUUUAAUUCGAGACGUGAAUCUCGAAUCAAAUGGGGUUGACACGAUGUCGAGAAAAAGAAAAGGAUUUUCUUGCCCGAAAAACGGUAUUUAAAAAAUGUUUAAGUUCGAAUGUUACUUUUAAUUACAGUUUUCAUUAAAUUUCAUUAAUUUCUCCGUUUUCAGUAGCGAUGAACAAUUGCGAAACAAUAUAAAUUCAACAGAUAUUGAUAUGUGCUGUAGGACGCAGAAUAAACUAUUCUGCACUGGGUACAUACAAUACUUCAUUAUUUUGUUAUAAAAGCAUAUUCGUGGCGUCCGAAUUCGCACUGGGGAGUCGUUCACCGCAUGCUCGUAGACGGAAACAUUAAACAAACGAGUGACGACACCUCAUAGGUCGGUAUUAUAGACAUAGAUACGUCGGUGUUAUAUUACAAUAUCUCAACAAUAUGAGACAAUUGAUUUUUAACCGACUUCGAAAAGAAAGAGGUUACUCAAUUCGACAUGUAUAAUUUUCUUUUUUUUUUUUAAAGGUAUGUUUACCGAUUACGCCGAGAUGGCGAACCAAUCGGAGUGAAACCUCUUGCAUCUUGUAGAAUAUUUCUUCCAGUAGGUCCCGUACACAAAACAUUUUGUGAUUUGUCAUGUUUUACCUGUUUCUUUGCAAAAAAACAGCAAAAUUUUGUCUUGCUUCUUACUCCGAGACGGAUGGACCAAUCGGAUUGAAACUUCUUGCAUCUGGAAGAGCAUUUGCCAUUUGGUCCCAUAACAAAACAUUUGUCCUUGUCUUAUUUAGCAACAUGUCACUAAAUUCUUCGAUCCGGCCCACUGUGCCACGGUCUGCAAGAGUUCGAAGCAUAACCAUCGACGGGUGGCGUCGGACUGUUAUCAAACCGAGGCUCCGUCCGGUGGAACCCCCAGCCGACGCCUAGACGUAACGGCGCAAGCUCGGUCAGCGUCCCAGAAAUCCUGAAACACGAAAACGAUCCUCUGAACACUUUACGCCGGCCGCAAGCGUAAACGCGUCUUCUCGCAGUCGCACCAGUGGUUGGCUCCCGGCACCGUUGGCAGCACCAGCAUCCUCCUGCGCUGCCACCCCUCCAGAAACGUCGCCGUCGGUAACCACCCUCGAUCCUUCUCUCCCGACAGGCUUCCACCGCGUAUCCACGUACACCUCAGCAAGACCGGGUAGACACGUUCUUUUACUGGCGUGCAAGGCCGAGCUCGUCCGUUGGUAGUUUUAUUAAGAACAACUAGGCUGUUCAGGGUGUUCAGUGGUGUGAUCCCCGGGCCCAGCUGCUCGUGAGCUGGUUUUUGGUUCGUGUCUGAGGGUUAUUGAUCCGAUCCCACCCAACGAUUCAGUGAGUCGGACGAUCAUGUUAUCACCGAAGCACCCAGGUUGAUGGUAUUCAUGCAAGAUUAUAUGGAAAACGGGGGCAUGGGUACCUGAUAGUUAUUCUAAAUAUUCUGUAUAAAGAUUUGGCGCGAUGCGAGUGCUCCUCUCGAAACUUCCGAGACCAUGGAUAGUUGACGAGAAAAAGGACGAUGGUUACACGGCCCUUCACCUGGCUGCCCUCAACAAUCACGUCGAAGUUGCUGAACAGCUGGCACGUGCUGGAAAAGCUGACCUGGAUUUGCAAAAUGUCAAUUUGCAAACCGCGCUUCAUCUCGCCGUCGAGCGACAGCACACGCAGAUCGUUCGUCUGCUGGUACGCGAGGGCGCCAACUUGAACGUGGCAGACAAGGACGGCGACACGCCUCUUCAUGAAGCUUUGAGAUAUCACACGUUGUCGCAGCUGCGACAACUGCAAGACGUCCAGGACGUCGGUCGCCUCCUGAUGGGUCUGGGCGCCCAGGGCCAGGACAAGAAGAGCAGCUCGUUCAUUGCCUGCUUCCUCGCUGCCCACGGAGCCGACCUGGAAUUGAAGAACAAGAAGGGACAGACUCCUCUUGACCUAUGUCCGGAUCCGAAUCUCUGCAAAACGUUAACCACUUGCCAUAAGGACAGAGAAUCACACAAUAUUGAAGCGACAGUCCCAUCAGCGACGAUCGACGAGUGUUUGGUCUGCUCGGAUGGAAAACGUGAAAUGCUUUUCAACCCCUGCGGACAUGUCGCUUGUUGCAACACUUGUGCACCAAGGGUAAAGAAAUGCUUGAUCUGCCGAGAGAACGUUCUAUCGAGAGUGAAGAUCGAGGAGUGCGUAGUCUGUUCCGAUCGCAAAGCUGGCGUGUUAUUUCGUCCAUGUGGUCACAUAUGUGCUUGCGAAGGUUGCGCUACCCUUAUGAAGAAAUGCGUCCAAUGCAGAGCUCAGAUUCAACACAUGAUACCCCUAUCCGUCUGUUGCGGUGGUCCAGGAGACGUCACUUACGUUAAGGGAUGCAAUACUUCAGGUAACAUCUCAGACGUAAAAAGCGAUCCAGAAGAAGAACCGACGACAAGCAAGCAAGCUACCGCUACUGGGGAGCCUCUUAUGAACAAUGGAAGCAUAGAUAAAACGCUCAGCGAUAUAGAGAAACUCGAACAGCAACUUCAAGACAUCAAAGAACAGACCAUGUGCCCAGUUUGUUUGGAUCGUUUGAAAAACAUGAUAUUCCUAUGCGGCCACGGAACCUGCCAAAUGUGUGGAGACCGGAUGUCAGAGUGCCCGAUAUGCCGGAAGGCCGUUGACAGACGAAUUUUGCUCUACUAAGCACAAAAAACCCAUUGUUUUUAUGUUGCUGGAAUUUUACAUACGGACAAAACUAAGAGGAUAUUUAAAUAUUGUCUCCAUUCGGCGAUAUAAAUCUGACAUCUCGUAAAAUUAAUGGAUUAAUUAAAUAUUGUCUUGGCUACUCUUUACUUUGGGGCACUAAAAAUUAUGAACUUUUUUUGUACCAUUUAGUAAUUUUUGAUGGCCAGAUUACGAAAAUGUAAGUUGAAAUGUUAGGAAUCCAACAGUUAAAAAGAUACGCGUGUGUAAAGUUGAGCAUUUUUGACGUAUUUAGUUGGUUAAUCCGACGCCAUAUUGGCUUUGACCGUGGGUUUGGUGGGUAAUUAGGUCGGUAAUGCCAUUCAAUUAUAAACAUGGUACAAAAAAAAGUUCAUAAUUUUUGGUGCCCAAAAUAAAGUUUAACCAUUGUCUUGAUUCGGAGAUUUGAUAUUUCGUAAAAUUAAAAAAUCUACAAAUCAUUAGUAGACUGCGGAUGUUGAUGCAAAUCCAUAUUUGAGACAAAUUUGGAACAGAAAUUGAAACUUAAAUGAAAGUAUGUCUUCUCUUCUGAACAGUAUAACAUAUACAUCAUUGUUGAUAUAUUAUAUAUUUUUCCAUUUGUACACAUUCUCAUAAAUUUACCCAUAUUCUCAUUUGCCAUAAAUGCAUAAACAUUCGCAAUUUAAUUAUUACGAACUUUCUCAUCAAACACUAUUGUACUAAUGUUAUACAUAAGUAUUCUCGAAAUUAACAAUCAGUAAUGAAAAGAAUAUGGAUCUUUUUUUUUUAAUUCUAUUAUUUAAAGUCGCAGGCCUCCAGGCAUUAGCGACCACAUUUUUGUUAUCAGAUAAUUUACUAUAAGAAUAAUGAUUAUUUCAUAUGUAUGUGUCGAAAAAAGACUAUACACAAUAUUCAAAUGUUCUUUUUGAAUAGAAAUAAGACGACGAAGAGAAAUUUCAUUUGUCCGCAAAACUCGCAACUUCGGCUGUUAAUUAUGCGUCGUAAUAAUCAAUUCGAUUAAGUGCCGAGAUAAUCAAUCGCUAAUCGAGCGAAGCACGAAACGGAAGUAAUAACGUAGCGAAGUAUACAAGAAAUUUGCCACUGUCAGAUAGGUACGUUUGGCUUCCUCAAAGCGAGCCGGGAUUAAAGAGUGUGAAAUAAAUUUGCGAUUUGGAAAUUCGUAACUUGGAUUUAAAGCAUGUACAAAUUCUUUGAAUCCAAUAUCAUCAACUAUUUGAAAAGUAUGUGCUGAAGUGUCCUGAAAUGUUGACAGUAGCAAUGGCAAUACGUUACUUGGACCAGGUUGAGAAUUUGUAGUAUGUUCUGAACUGUCUUGAGUUGUUGGCAAUAUGAUAAUAUUGCUUGGCCCAGCUUGAGGAACUUCUGGAUUAUCAGGAUCAGUUGCGGACUGUGAUGACUGUGGGUAGAAAAAAUGGAAACAUGGAGAAAUACAUUCUACAAUCAAUAGAUAUAUGAAAAAGCAUGCAGGAAAAUGUUUUUAGAUUAGAGAUAAUUACAGUGUUAAUACGUACAAACAAAAAUAAAUAUUUUUGUUAUAUUUUUA